CUCUCUGGCAUUUAAGUUUAAACACGACUCUAUAAACUACAGCUAAAUAAAAAAGAGAGAGAGAGAAACAGAAGCUAAUAAAUAGCUUAUUUUUUUCCACAGCUAUCAGUUUCUUUCACUGAACCUUCCGAAAUCUAAGCCUCUAGAAAAUACUAAAUACCUGGAGGUCUUACCUACAAACAUGGACAGAUGUGUGUCUACUCUCAUUUUAGAGAACUGGGAUCUUUUUUUUUUUUUUAAGGAAGGAAUCAACUUUGGCUUUGAGUGUUUGGCAUAGGUACAAUGCCUUAUAAAAGCAGAUGACCGGCUUAGCUACUGAUCAUGCUGAUGACCACUGUCUGGAACUGGAUCGAACUACAGAAAAACAACGAAUGGCUCUCUCUUAUAGAAUGUCUGAACAAAGCACAGUUCCUGAGCACAUUUUGCAGAGGACAUUUGAUCACUUAAUUCCUUCUAACCAUUCUGGAUUACAGACAGAAUCAAUACCAGAGGAAAUGAAACAGAUUGUUGAGGAACAGGGAAAUAAACUGCACUGGGCAGCUCUUCUGAUACUCAUGGUGAUAAUACCCACAAUAGGUGGAAACAUCCUUGUUAUUUUGGCUGUUUCACUGGAGAAAAAGCUGCAAUAUGCUACCAAUUACUUUCUAAUGUCCCUGGCGGUGGCUGAUUUGCUGGUUGGAUUGUUUGUGAUGCCGAUUGCCCUCUUGACAAUAAUGUUUGAAGCUAUGUGGCCCCUCCCACUUGUUCUAUGUCCUGCCUGGUUAUUUCUUGACGUUCUCUUUUCAACUGCAUCCAUCAUGCAUCUCUGUGCCAUUUCAGUGGAUCGUUAUAUAGCCAUCAAAAAGCCAAUCCAGGCCAAUCAAUAUAACUCACGGGCUACAGCAUUCAUCAAGAUAACAGUGGUGUGGUUAAUUUCAACAGGCAUUGCCAUUCCGAUCCCCAUUAAAGGGAUAGAGACUGAUGUGGAUAACCCAAACAACAUCACCUGCAUGCUGACAAAGGAACGAUUCGGCAAUUUCAUGCUCUUUGGCUCACUGGCUGCCUUUUUUAUACCACUUGCGAUCAUGAUUGUCACCUACUUUCUCACUAUCCAUGCUCUACAGAAGAAAGCCUACUUGGUCAAAAACAAGCCACCUCAACACCUAACAUGGCUGACUGUGUCCACAGUUUUCCAAAGGGAUGAAACACCUUGUUCGUCACCUGAAAAGGUGGCAAUGCUGGAUGGUUCUCGCAAGGACAAAACUCUGCCCAACUCAAGUGAUGAAACACUUAUGCGAAGAAUGUCCUCUGUCGGAAAAAAGUCAGUGCAGACCAUUUCCAAUGAACAGAGAGCCUCAAAGGUCCUAGGGAUUGUGUUUUUCCUUUUUUUGCUUAUGUGGUGUCCCUUUUUUAUUACGAAUAUAACUUUAGUUUUGUGUGAUUCCUGCGACCAAACUACUCUCAAAAUGCUCCUGGAGAUAUUUGUGUGGAUAGGCUAUGUUUCCUCAGGGGUGAAUCCUUUGGUCUAUACCCUCUUCAACAAGACAUUUCGGGACGCAUUUGGCCGAUACAUCACCUGCAAUUACCAGGUGACAAAGCCAGUAAAAACUCUUAGAAAAUGCUCCAGUAAGAUUUACUUCAGGAAUCCAAUGGCAGAGAACUCUAAGUUUUUCGUGAAACAUGGAAUUCGAAAUGGGAUUACUCCUGCUAUGUACCAGAGUCCAAUGAGGCUCCGAAGUUCCACCAUUCAGUCUUCAUCAAUCAUUCUACUAGAUACACUUAUCCUCACUGAAAAUGAAGGGGACAAAACUGAAGAGCAAGUCAGUUAUGUAUAGCAGAACAGCAUCGUUUUCAUCUAACAUGAUGAGUGAGAUGAUGAAUGUGAUGCAAAUGUGAUGCAAGAAUCCUCUGAAGAACGACUUUAUGUCAUAUGUCAAAUCAUCUCUUUAACCUAAGAGUUAAGUAUUAAGAUUAUCCAAUUUCUUACUUGGACAAAAUUAUCCCACGAAGAAAAUAAUUUUGUACAGCUACAAAUAAGGACAACCCAGUAGUCUGAUUAAAUGUCAAGCUAUUCAAAUGAAAUAAAAUCAAAUAAAUCAAUAAAUUUUAGGCUUUAA
This is a messenger RNA of Lemur catta (Ring-tailed lemur), 2096 nucleotides long. RefSeq names its product 5-hydroxytryptamine receptor 2B (gene HTR2B). The record is from RefSeq and is a predicted model, not a curated record. The coding region runs from base 300 to 1814 and encodes 504 amino acids. Gene Ontology annotation, molecular function: neurotransmitter receptor activity; G protein-coupled serotonin receptor activity. NCBI's taxonomy places the organism in Eukaryota, Metazoa, Chordata, Mammalia, Primates, Lemuridae. Gene Ontology annotation, cellular component: plasma membrane; dendrite. The transcript is spliced from 3 exons. Gene Ontology annotation, biological process: heart development; chemical synaptic transmission; regulation of behavior.